AUGAAAAAACAAGAAUUGGGAAAAUGGAAAACAGAAGACGGGAAACGUAAAUGGAAAAGAAAAAAAACGAAAAGGAAAAGUCAAAGGGAGAAAAAAAAGAAAAUGAAAGAGAAAAAAAAAGAAAAUGAAAGAGAAAAAAAAGAAAAACAACAAGAAAAAGAAAAAGUAAAAGAAAAAGAAAAGGAAAACAUAGAGAAAAAAUUAAAAGAAAACGAAAAAGAA
Messenger RNA from Wyeomyia smithii (pitcher-plant mosquito), 222 nucleotides. RefSeq lists its product as uncharacterized. NCBI's taxonomy places the organism in Eukaryota, Metazoa, Arthropoda, Insecta, Diptera, Culicidae. The record is from RefSeq and is a predicted model, not a curated record. The annotation marks the transcript as partial. The transcript has 2 exons.